This is a messenger RNA of Girardinichthys multiradiatus, 5792 nucleotides long. RefSeq lists its product as uncharacterized. Gene Ontology annotation, molecular function: guanyl-nucleotide exchange factor activity. The transcript is spliced from 24 exons. The record is from RefSeq and is a predicted model, not a curated record. Bases 169 to 5391 code for a protein of 1740 amino acids. Lineage: Eukaryota; Metazoa; Chordata; Actinopteri; Cyprinodontiformes; Goodeidae.
CAGAAAGAGAGGCAGGAAGUGGCAGACUGGGGGUUGAAAAAAUGGACCUGGACCUGGACCUGUUGUUAUCAUGAGAGUGGAGGGUCGGAUCUGCAUCUUGGAGUUGAUCACAUUACUUAUUAAUGUUUUAGAUAUUUUUCUGGUGCCUGAAUGCUGUGACAGGACAAAAUGCACUCCAGAGCGAAGUCCCGCAGCUGUGAUAACUACCUGAGUAUUAAGGACGCAGAGUCUUUGGACAACUGCAUCCAAAGCACCUUGUCUGCGCUGUACCGUCCCUUCAGUGCCACCGCUUCCACCGUGUUGUGGCAGCUCUUCAGCGUGGUGGAGAGGCAGUACCGUGGAGACGGCCUCCGCUGCCUCAUCGACUUCUUGCUUCCUGCCAAGAGGAUCCUGCAGAUUGUCCAAAAGGAGAGCUGCGUGAGGUUCAGAGGCUUGCUGUUCUAUCACGAGGGGUGGCCUCUCUGCAUUCAUGAGAAAGUGGUUGUGCAACUUGCACCGCUGCAUAAGGUUCGACUAAAGCAAGGAGACUUCUACUUACAGACAGUUCCUUUAGGGCGCAAAGCUGCAAAGUUCGUGAUAAAAUGCCUGUCUGCCAGCGGGCAGGCCAUCACAGAGAUCCCCAUUCCGGAGAGCAUGUAUGGCAGCGUCUUCACAGCUGAGUUCCUGCAGAAUGUGACACGUGACCGGAACCUGCACCCGCUACAGAACUGCCUGCUCACCACCGGUACGGCCGUGUACAGGACGCCGUGGAAGAACGUCAUCAAUCCACUAUUUCUCAGCAGCACGACGGACGCUAUCAUGCAAGCUCGCUGCAGCAGCAGAGGCAGCUUCAGGGGCCACCUCAGUACCUGCAGCACCAGCGGCUCCACCGGCACUCUGGACAGCCAUCGCAGCUCCAGAGAAUCCCUGGUCUCUCUGGGAGCUGACUCCAUCUUUUCUGAGCCCACUUCCCCAAAGAGAAACCACAGGGACUCAACCAAUGAAAUCCUAAAUGUUUGUAGAGAAACACCUGUAACACCGAACAUUAAAAUAGAAGGACAUACAGAGGAGUGUGGUAAAGAAGUAGGAGAUGAAGACGCUAGUGAAAGAAAAAGAGAAUCAGGUUCAAGUAGGCUUUCCUUCGAUUCCGACCUCAGUAAUCCAGACUUUCGCCGCCGCCCAAGAGACUCCAAUGGAAGCAGCAGGAGACGUUUCAGGGAAUCCUACAUGGAGGCCCUGCAGAACCCAAUGACUCUCGAGUCAAGCUCUGAAUCCAUUCUGGAGGAAAGCCCUGAACACAGCACUGGCUCGAGAGAGAGAGCCGUUACACCGGGGAGCAGUCCUGACACCCGCACCUCUCCCAAAGAACAUUUAACCUGGAAGUUUGGCAGCCGGAAUUGGCUGAGUGGUGAUGACUCAAGGCCCAACACGCCUCUGUUUUACCUGCAGAAGGGGUUACGGAGUGCCGAGAGGCGGGCAGACCGGCGCUCCAAGUCACUGGAGAGGACUAACAAAGCAGGCCAGGUAAAAGGUCACCGAGAGAGAUCCUCCUCUGGAGGCUCAACGAGUGUUUCUCCCAAAAAACUGAUAAACGGUUACUCACUUCGCUUUGGGAAGCUGGAUGUGGAGGCUGUGCUUCCUGGAAAUGAGAGGAGAAGCAGCAAAGAGGACUCAGGUCAGUAUAUUGACGGCAUCAGCAAUGACGUCAGACGGCUUAAAACAACUGUUGAAGAAUCACACAAUCCCAAAGCUGCAAAUGGGAUGACCCAAAGCCCGGGUUCUGCUCAAAACUCCUUCUGUGAUUAUAAUUCAGUCUUUCCGAAACUAAUAUCAGAAAUCAGUAGGGAGCUGCUUACUUCAGGGGCUGUGACCUUGCCAGGAAACAGAGACCGUGGGGGGAGACCAGUGAUUCAGGUGUGCACAAGAGCUCAGGUGUGGGCGUGUGAGACAUGCACAGUCAGCAAUGUAACGUGUUUACUGGGCUACUACCACUCAACUCUGAGGAAAGAAAGGCGUGAUCAAGGUCUGGUUAUUGUAAUAGACAGCAGAAGGCAGCAGCCUCUCCCAACUCUGUUGUCAUCUCUGUUUGAAUUUCAGGCUUUAGUACCAAAUGCACUUUACUCAGUUCUGCUCUUGGUGGACAAAGAUGGAUCAACCAAAUUGGACAGAGACAUCGGUGUACAGACUGAGACAAUUUCAUCCCUGAAGGCGCUGCUGAAGCACAUCGACCAAACCCAGCUGACACGAGACCUGGAGGGCACCUUUCAUUACGACCACAACCACUGGAUCAGCUUCAGACAAAAAAUUGAACCCUUUGCCAGCAGCUGUAGUGCCGCCAUCGGCUUCCUUCAGGAGUCUAUCAGAACUCUCAGUGUAGCUGCAGACCUCAAGACCUCGAAGGAGGUGUCUGAAGUGUUAGAACAGCAGCAGCAUCUCAUGAAGGGUGUACUCGAUGAUACCCACCUAAACAGACUGCGUCUGGAAGGAGGAACUGUACUCGCCCGCAUCAGGAAGGAGGAACCUUGUGAGAAUGAAAACUACAGAGAUGCAGUUGAGAUGUUGAAUGCACUGUACAACCAGGUGGAUGAAGAAGUUCAUAAACUUGUGAUCCUGUCCAACAAGUCACAGAAAGAGUUGGAGAAUCUGCUGGAGGUUCACAAGUUUGAGGAGCAGACACAACAGACAAAACGCUGGUUUAGCAUAGAGGGUGAGAAGCAGCUUCUACCUCUGGAAUCUGUAACUCUGUCUAUGGACAAAAUAAAAGAGAUGAGAGAGAGUUUGGAGCAGUUUCUGGAGGAGUCGGAGCACCAGGCGAGGCUUCUGAAACAGUAUCCCAAGUCUCUUCCAGACUCAGCUGUAUCCAACUCUAAACAACAUAUGGGGUCUGUCUUAAGCAGAGUACAGGAGAGGAAGGCCAAGUUAGAAAUCCUAACAAACCUGUAUGAGUUCUAUGACUUGGCACAGCAGUGGAUAGAGCACUGUCAGGAUUAUUUCCAUCAGCUCAGCUUGGACGACUCAGAUCAAAGAUUUUCACCGUCUGUGGUGAAAAUCUUGCAGGACUACUGCACAGAAGCAUCUAAAUUCUCCUUGGACAACUUCAGCACUCUCAAUAACAUGGUGCUCUCUCUGGCGUGCCCCCAGCAGCUACAGCAGUGGAGCUCCGUGUGGCAGAAAUGUCAGCAGACCAAAAGGCAGCUGGAAGGGACCUUAGCUCGAGUUUUGUUGUCAGCCCAGAACUCUAAUACUGUCAAUAUAGAGAGUUCCUCACUGACUGCAGAGAGUUACGUGGUGCCCCCAGAACUACCUGCAGCUAAUGGAGGUGUGCACUUGCCUGGAGCUAUUACUUCACUCUCAUUUGAGGAUAGUAAAAGUCUCUCUGCUGAACCGUUUUCCAGGAGCCCAUCUGGCUCGAUCUCAUCUCCAUCGCGCUUCACUUUCCCCACCGACAGAGAGAACAAGCUGGGGCAGAGCUCAUGCACUCUCGAUGACACAGACAGCGACUGCACCAUCGACUCAAACAUCUCCUGCCACUCAGAGCCCGUAUAUUCCAAGGCCACACGGCUUCGAAAGCACCCAAUGAAGAAGAUCAUGAAGAAGACGAUGAGCUACGAGCUGACCCCGAGAGAAGGUGGACACUCUGAUGUCAGCCACAUUCACGGCUACACGGGGGUCUACAUUAAAGGUUUGGAGGUCACAAAUAACAUGUCAGCAGAGAAGAAGCUGCUGAGACCCGAAGUGACGAGUCCUGCUUUAGGACGCAGCCGCAGCAUGUCCACCCCUUCGAGGACGCACAACAGACGCAGUGAAGGAGAUGGCAAAAAACAGAGCAGCAAAGUUCAGCACAUCAUGGAUGAAAUGAUUUCCACAGAGAGGGAAUAUGUUCGCUCUCUCAGCUACAUCAUUGACCACUAUUUCCCCGAGAUGGAGCGCCUCGACUUGCCUCAGGACCUGCGUGGGAAGCGCAGCAUCAUUUUUGGGAACCUGGAAAAACUGUGGGACUUCCACAGCCAGUACUUCCUAAAGGAGCUUGAGGCAAGCGCUCACUCCCCGCUGAGCAUCAGCAGCUGUUUCCUGCGACAUGAGGAUCAGUUUGGAAUGUACGCUCUGUACAGCAAGAAUAAGCCACAGUCUGACGCCUUGCUCAGCAGCCAUGGCAAUGAGUUCUUCAAGAAUAAGCAGCUGGAGCUUGGAGACAAGAUGGAUUUGGCGUCCUACCUACUGAAGCCCAUUCAGAGGAUGAGCAAAUAUGCACUGCUGCUUAAAGACCUGAUAAAGGAAUGCAGCUACUCUCAGGAGCAGGAGCUGAGUGACCUCCGCACUGCAGAGGAGAUGGUGAGGUUUCAGCUUCGUCACGGGAACGACCUGCUGGCUAUGGAUGCAAUCCGUGGCUGUGAUGUGAACCUGAAAGAACAGGGUCAGCUCCGCUGCCAGGAUGAGUUCAUCGUUUGGUGUGGACGCAGGAAAUACCUUCGCCAUGUCUUUUUGUUCGAGGACCUCAUCCUGUUUAGCAAGACCAAAAAGAUAGAGGGAGGAUACGACAUUUACAUCUAUAAACAGUCCUUCAAAACCGCAGAGAUAGGUAUGACGGAGAAUGUUGGAGACAGCGGCCUUCGUUUCGAGAUCUGGUUCCGUCGCAGGAAGUCCCAGGACACGUUUAUACUCCAGGCCAGUUCGGCUGAGGUCAAGGCAGUGUGGACAGCUAUUAUUGGGAAGAUCCUCUGGAGGCAGGCCCUCAGAAACAGAGAGCUGCGAAUGCGGGAGAUGGUGUCCAUGGGGAUUGGAAAUAAACCCUUUAUGGACAUUAAGCCCAGUGAUGCAGCCAUCAGUGACAGAGCCAUUGACUACAUCAUGAAGGGGACAGAGUGUCGGACGAGGGCGUCCAUCGCGGUGUCGUCGUUCGAGCACUGCGCUGCAUUUAAGAGGCCUCACUCCACCAUCUCCAACAGUAGCAGCUCCUCCUCCAGCAGCCAGUCGUCCUCUUCCCUGCUGGGCUCACUCAACCUCCACCUCUACUCCUCGCCGUCCCACCCACACCAGUACCCGAUGGGCAGUGUGGCCUCCUUCGCCCAGUGGCCAUAUGACUGCAUAGAGGAGGACGAGCUGGAGCAGGACAUCGGGAGCAGCCAGCCCUCCAUGAUUACUGAAAGCUCAGAGACUUCCUCCUCCAAGUGCAACUCCAGUGACAGCGUGACUGGGCUGAGCACCCUCACCAUUCCCGGACCCCCCAGCGUCUUCAUGGAGACAUUCAACAACAACGAGGCUUCUGAUUUCCUCUGCUCCUCCACACCUAAUCCAUCCAUCGCCUCCGUGUCGAUGUUUCACAAAGAUGAAGACCUCCAACCGCAGGGCACCAAGUUCAUCACAGCGAAAGCAGCCUCUCAUGUAGCGGUCGGCCUCACUACAGUGGUCUGACUGGUGGGGUGUAACUCUUUGUGAAGUUUUCAAGACGGCCAGCGUAUUUCACACCAGAGAGAAGAUGGAAAUAAGGGCGAGACGAUUUUUUGGAGCACUAAGACUUUAAGAACGAAACUCAACGCAGAAAAAGGCAUUUAUUAUGAUACUGUAAAUCAUUGUCACUAACACCUGAUAUAUAUAUAUAUAUAUAUAUAUAUGUCCAUGUCAUGGUACGCCACCGGUCUGUACAUUUGAUUUAACAAGAUAGUUAUGUGGUUAUGUGUUUAUAUUGUAGAUGUAUUUUACAAAUAACGUAGCAGACACUUUCAGACAAUGCUUCAGUGCUGUAUUCUUGUGACUUCUGAGUUACGACAAGUUUGUACAGAUUAAUAAAAAGCUUAAAGCUCCGACACAUUGAA